AUGUCGACCGUUAAAAGUAAAAAAUCCAUGCUCCCGCCUAUUCACCUCAUCUUCAAAUACUUGCAGGAACAGUCACUAGUGACGAUAUGGUUAUACCAACAGACACAACUGCGAAUCCAGGGCCGCAUUCGAGGCUUUGACGAGUUCAUGAAUGUGGUGGUAGACGAUGCCUGUGAAAUAUCGACCGAGGAUGGUUCGCGAGACGAAUUGGGCCGUAUCUUGUUAAAAGGCGAUAGUAUCACCCUCAUCUCUAGUUUAGAGGCUUAG
This is a messenger RNA of Australozyma saopauloensis, 267 nucleotides long. RefSeq names its product mRNA splicing protein. Gene Ontology annotation, biological process: mRNA splicing, via spliceosome; spliceosomal snRNP assembly. NCBI's taxonomy places the organism in Eukaryota, Fungi, Ascomycota, Pichiomycetes, Serinales, Metschnikowiaceae. The record is from RefSeq and is a predicted model, not a curated record. The coding region runs from base 1 to 267 and encodes 88 amino acids. The transcript has a single exon. Gene Ontology annotation, cellular component: U4/U6 x U5 tri-snRNP complex; pICln-Sm protein complex; U1 snRNP. Gene Ontology annotation, molecular function: RNA binding.